AUGGCCGACGCCUGGCAGUCCAGAGCUGCCCAAUAUCGACAAGACCUCCAAGAGUCCAUCCCUCCCGAAUGGAGGAUUUCGGUCACCCCAUCAUGCUACCCCGUUUCCGAAUACCUCUCCCAAAGCUCCCUCUUUACCCAUACCGAGCAGUCGAUUCUCAAAUCGGAUGCCACCGGCCUUCGAGACGCCAUCGCAGCUCGUGAAUUCUCAGCAUGCUCUGUUACGGUGGCAUAUGCCAAAGCUGGAGCGGUAGCCCAUCAGACGACCAACUGCUUGUUCGAUUUCUUUCCAGAUGAAGCAAUCCAGAGGGCAAAAUGGCUCGAUGAAGAGUUGGAAAAGGGCGGACCUGUGGGGGCUCUGCACGGGGUGCCGAUAUCAGUCAAGAGUUCUUUCGGCAUCAAGGGGCAUCGAAUGACAAGGGGAUUUCUCAGCGACGUCGACAGUGCGCCCGCAGAAGAGGAUGCUACCAUCAUUUCUAUCCUUCGGAACGCCGGGGCUGUGUUCAUCCUCACCACCGCCCUCCCCCAGUCCAUCAUGCACCUAGAAACAGACUCUUUCCUCGGGCCUUGCUUGAACCCGCACAAUCCCAAACUGACUCCCGGCGGAAGCUCGGGAGGGGAGAGUGCCAUUAUUGCUGCUGGGUGCAGUGUCCUAGGGAUUGGAUCUGAUAUCGGUGGGAGUAUACGAGCUCCGGCUGGAGCCGCUGGCAUAUUUGGAUUCAAGCCCACUGCCAUCCGUCUUCCCAAAUCUGGCUGUACCUCGAUGAUGCCCGGCCAAGAAGCAAUCCCAGGUGCCUUUGGUCCGAUGGGUAAAUCUCCUAGGGACAUGGAGCUCUUUGUCCAUACCGUCCUCCAAGCAGAAACGUGGAAGACGGACCCGACCCAAGCAGGGAUGCCCUGGGUUCCUGGACGGGUAAACUGGGUGGGAGGGGACAAACCGAGGGUGGGGGUGAUGUGGGAUGAUGGAGUGGUCGUGCCGCAGCCACCUAUCCAACGAGCACUGAAGACGGCUGCAGACUCGUUGAAGAAGGCAGGGUAUGAGGUGGUCGACUUUGAGCCAUUCAAAGCUGCAGAGUCUUGGGAACUCGUCUCGUCGCUCUACUUUACUGAUGGGGGAGCUCGAAUCAUCAAAUGUGCGGCAGAGUCGGGCGAACCGGUCUUGCCUCUUACCAAGUGGAUCAUGUCACAGAAUUGCCGAGAGAGGACGAUGGAAGAGCUUCAUGAACUUGUGAGAACACGAGAUAAAUUCCGAGCAAAUUUCAAUCACCACUUGUCAGCUUCUGGCGUCGACAUCAUACUAUCUCCUACGGGCUACGGGCCGGCCCAGCCCUUAGAAACGACAGCCUACUGGUCCUAUACAUCCAUGUGGAACCUCUUGGAUCUUCCUUCGGCAAGUUUUCCCACCGGCCUCUUUGUAGAUGUUGCAUUGGAUGGGAAGCAGACAAGGGAGAUGUAUCUUGGCGAGGAAGAUGCAAAGAUUCAUGCUAGAUAUGACCCACACCUGUUGGUGGGCGCACCUCUGAGUCUGCAGAUUGCAGGUAGUCGAUGGGAAGACGAGAAGGUGAUGGAGGCAUUGAAUUUGGUAUCUCGGGUAGUGCAAGGGGAUACAAAGUAG
Cryptococcus wingfieldii CBS 7118 is the source of this 1614-nucleotide messenger RNA. RefSeq lists its product as hypothetical. The transcript has 8 exons. The record is from RefSeq and is a predicted model, not a curated record. Bases 1 to 1614 code for a protein of 537 amino acids. NCBI's taxonomy places the organism in Eukaryota, Fungi, Basidiomycota, Tremellomycetes, Tremellales, Cryptococcaceae.